AUGUCAAACUCUCAAUGGUACUCAGUUUAUAAACUCAAAUUCACGCUUGCUGUUCAAGACCCUGAUAUGCCGAGCCCUCGAUAUCAUACUGUCAUAUUUGUAGAGACAGACGUUGAUGCCAGUGGUACGAAAUUUCAUGUCAUUGGUGACAUUACCAGUGGUAUGAGCUAUGAAUCAACAACCUUCCACAUUGAAGAUAAUUCCCAGCCCCUGCAUUCGAAGGAACUACUAGGAUACACCAAGGCUGUCAACUUUAAACAAGAAUGGGAUUCUAUUCUAAAAAAUCUCCCGCCACCGCCAAAGCAGAAAGCUUUUAAUAUCGAAACUAUGAAGACAGAACCAGUGAAGGAGUGGGAUCCGUUGACAUUUUAUAACCCUGGGGAGCAUCGGAAGCCUCUCGUUAAGUGCACGGAAUGGACAGAGAAGCAAGCAAUUCCCGCACUUCUUAAGGCUGGCCUUAUUAAAGAAAUUCCAAUCAUAUCUUAG
Molecule: messenger RNA, 486 nt
Organism: Trichoderma breve
Lineage: Eukaryota; Fungi; Ascomycota; Sordariomycetes; Hypocreales; Hypocreaceae
Exons: 1
Coding region: 1-486 (161 amino acids)
Source: RefSeq, a predicted model, not a curated record